Hirsutella rhossiliensis is the source of this 3018-nucleotide messenger RNA. Its product is annotated as reverse transcriptase (RNA-dependent DNA polymerase) domain-containing protein. Bases 1 to 3018 code for a protein of 1005 amino acids. The transcript has 9 exons. Lineage: Eukaryota; Fungi; Ascomycota; Sordariomycetes; Hypocreales; Ophiocordycipitaceae. Gene Ontology annotation, molecular function: nucleic acid binding. The record is from RefSeq and is a predicted model, not a curated record.
AUGGACUGUGAAGGCCUCUACGUAAAUUUCGGUAUCAAUCGAGAGUAUUUCACCACGGCCUUCGUUGACUGUGGUUGCCUGUGUUAUGGGACCAUCAGUGAGCGCCUUGCCCGCAAGCUUCACCUGCCGCGUAUUCCGAUUAAACCUCGAGCGUUGGAGCAGGUCAACACAUUCUCACCCGAGGCCAUCUGUGCCGUGACCUACUUCGACUUCGAUAUCGACGGGUACCAGAAGAAAAGAGCUUUUUUCUACGUUGUGCGAGACCAGACCGAUCCUGUGAUUCUGGGCAAGAAGUGGUUGAACCAGGAGGAUGUCACCUUGCGAUUAUCGCAGAACCUCUUGCAUAUCGGGACGCACGACCAUUGGGUGAAAGGCCGAGACCCGAAGGAGGAGGAACGGUGCAACAUACGAGGACAGGCGGCGUUCGUGUUCGCCGGAAUGGUUCGCCGAGCAAGAAAGUUCAAGCAUCGAGACGAUGGAGUGCGGAUCUUCGCCGCAAGCCUGAAAGACAUUGAGAAGGCAUUGACUCCGAGGAAGAAGUCAGACCCGAGAGAGAAGCUGCCCCGUCACUACCACGAGUACCUAUCCGUCUUCGACCGCGACCAAGCGGACCAACUCCCACCGCGUCGUCCGGGGUGUGAUCACAAGAUUCAGUUAGAGAGAGGUCCUGAUGACAAGGAGAAAGAACCGCCGUGGGGACCAUUGUACGGCAUGUCACGAGAAGAGCUCAUUGUUCUGCGAAAGACUCUCACUGAGCUACUCGACAAGGGUUUCAUUCGAGCAAGUAGUUCUCCAGCGUCAGCACCAGUUUUGUUCAAAGACCGAUAUCCCUUGCCGUUGAUCGAGGAAACUUUGCGGUCGCUGUCCAAGGCCAAGUGGCUCACCAAACUUGACGUUAUCGCAGCAUUUCACAAGAUUCGCGUCGAGGAGGGAGACGAGUGGAAGACAGCAUUCAGAACACGUUACGGACUCUACGAAUGGCUUGUCACGCCAUUCGGGUUGACGGGUGCUCCCGCAACGUUUCAGCGUUACAUAAACCACACGUUGCGAGAUUUCCUCGACGAGUUCUGUUCCGCUUACAUUGACGACAUCUUGAUCUACUCGAGCGGUUCGCUCGCAGAUCAUCGCAACAAAGUCAGGCAGGUCCUUGCUCGACUGCGAGAUGCAGGCCUGCAGAUUGAUAUCGACAAGUCCGGGAAAGGUAUCCGCGUGGACCCGGAGAAGGUGCAGGCAAUUCAGCAGUGGCAGCGACCCCGUUCUGUCAAAGGCGUCAGAAGCUUUCUGGGGUUUGCCAACUAUUACCGGCAAUUCAUUCCCAGAUUCUCCAACAUCGCCGCGCCUCUAACGGCGUUAACAAAGAAGGAUGCGGUGUUUGCGUGGUCGAAGGAGUGCGACAAGGCCUUCGAGGAGUUGAAGGCUCUUCUGACCAGUGCGCCGGUCCUUGCGCAAUGGGAUCCGGAUAGAGAGACGAUUGUGGAGACGGAUUCAUCCGGUUAUGUCACAGGAGGGGCGCUCUCGCAAAAGGGCGAUGACGGCAUCAUGCGGCCUGUGGCCUUCUUCUCAAAGAAAAACGCACCGGCGGAGUGCAACUACCCAAUCCACGAUAAAGAGCUGCUGGCGAUCAUUCGCUGCCUUGAGCAUUGGGACGCCGAAUUGAGGAGUGUGAAGUCCUUUACCGUUUUGACGGAUCAUCUCAACCUCCGUUACUUCACCAAGAAGCACUUCACCAUCAAGCAUCGACCGGGCAAAGAAGCCGUCGUACCGGACACGCUGUCUCGACGAGAACAGGACAUGCCGCACAGCGCCGAAGAUGAUCGGUUGCAAGGACGACGUGUUCAGCUGCUGCAACGUAACAAGGGUGGCCUGGUGACAAAAGUCAAGAGCGGUUAUGUCACCAAGGGCGACACGGAUCAACCCGAUGACGCAACAACUGACCAAGACGACUCAAUCGAAAACCCUUUCUCGGACCCGGAACUGCAGAAGUUAUGGGACGAAGGUGUCAAGAAGCACAAUCGUUAUUGGCUCAUCCGAAAGGCCGUACAGCAAGGCGAGAGGCGUCUGCCGUCGCAUUGGGGACUGCCCGUGAUGCUCUCGGAAUGCUCGAUUGACGAUGGACAGCGGCUCUGCUGGCGAGAGCGAAUUUGGGUGCCGAACCACGAACCCCUGCGACACCCCGGACGGGACAUGCUGAAGUCCUUGUUGAGCCGCAAGUUUUAUUGGCCAGGCCUCGAUUCAGACCCGCUACCUAUUCCAGACAGGAUCUGGUCGGAGCUGUCAAUUGACUUUGUGACAGACCUGCCACCAACCAAGUCGAACGGUUCGACCAACCUUAUGGUCGUGACGGACAGACUGUCCAAAAGUGUCGUUCUUGAGUCAUUGAAGGACAUCACGGCCGAGACGACGGCCAGAGCAUUGCUACGGAACGUGGUGCAACACCAUGGCGUGCCGCGCGCGAUCGAUAACUGGGAAGAGCUGUUGCCAGCGGCCAUGAUGGCCAUCAACAAUCACAACUCGACGUCGACAGGCCUGAGCCCGUUCUUUAUCACGCAUGGGUAUCAUGUUGACCCGAUACAAGUCAAGGAGAAGUUACGGACGGACGGAAGGUCCCCAGUGACCAGGGCUGAAAGCAUUGUGCAACGAUUUCGAGAGGCAACGGAAUGGGCCCAGGCGGCAAUUGCGUCAGCGCAAGAGCAGCAAGAGAAGAACGCCAAUUCGCGAAGACAGCCGUCAGACCAGUUCAAGCCUGGAGACAAGGUAUGGCUGCGACUUCGCAACAUCCGAUCCAAUCGGCCAUCCAAGAAGCUCGAUUGGCUGUCGGCCAAGUACACCGUCCUGGAGACCAUUGGGUCACACGCGUGCAGGCUGGACACGCCUGGAAUACACAACGUGUUCCACACGUCGGAUGACUACCGCCCACCGGCCAUUUUGACGGACGAUGGCGAGCUGUGGGAAGUGGAAGAGAUUCUGGACAGGAAGAAAGUCGGGAGAGAGUGGAAAGUACACAAUAGCACUGGCUAG